GAAACAGAUAAACCGCGGGGCACUCAGUUUCUUUUGCAAAGGCUUAUGAGAAUUCUGGGUUUUUGGCGUUUCGGUUUUUCCUAGAUUACAUUUUCCGGGGAAGAGACAUCUCCCAAUCCUUCAUUGCAAUGUUGGGUUGUGUAAAGUUUUCAUCUUUUGUCCCAUUAAGGCUUAAUUCUGGUUAAAUUUGAUGCGCACUUGGUUGCUUAAAGGUUAGGUGAUCCCUUUCUGGUCUGUUUUGCUGCCAAAUUCUGAUGGAGAUAGGAUAAUAACAAGUUUUCGGGUACCCAGAAAAUUUAUGUUCUGAGAAAGUUCAGGCUGCAUGAUUUUCUUUGGUUUGGCGUUUUGGCAAAAAUGUUUAGGGAGCAUCUUAGACUAUGGGGGUUUUCAAGAUUAAAUUUAAGAAGACACUGCUAGUUUUCUGUGUCGUUUGACUUCUUGGCAUGGUUCCUAAGAUAUGGUGUUCCAAAAGAGAUUAGAUUAUGGUUUUGACGGGUAUCAGGUGCCUCCCAUACCACGGUCUACCCGAUCAACCCGGAAGAGGGGCGGGAGCUGGAGGAAAGCUGAUGUCAAUCACGUAUGUGCGUUUGACUUAUUAGCUACAGUAGCUGGCAAUUUACUUCUCGAGGGAGAAAACACAGCUAGUGCUAAAGAGCAUUCGGUACUUAUGAAAGAUUGUAUUAAGGAGGAAGAGAAAACGAUGCAAGAAAAACCGUGUGAUCAAGGUAGCUCUGAACGGGGUUUCUUUCUUUCUGAGCUUGUCUCGCAAGCGCCCAUGUUAAGUAACUGUUCGAGUGAGCUCCCGCUAGCACAAAAUGAUACAUUGUCUGCACCUGCCUCUGGAAUAACUACUUCCGAAUGCUCGGAAAAGUUUGCCACUAUGGAGCAUUUGGUUAAUGGUGGGAACAAGCUUGAACUCGGGAGCUUAAACAGGAAGGCGGAUCUCGACGUGUCUGGUUGCAAAGUCUUUCCUAAUCGUAAAUUAGGUUUCGAAUUUGGAAAACCAGGAAGCAAGGGCCUGGUGAAUGAUGAUAAUAAAGCGGGGGGUAUCUGCAUUUCGGGCUUCCCUGUCCUCGGGACUAGAAAACCGUCUACUUUAGUUUGCUCAGACGAUAGUGUAAAGCUAACUCCGCCAAAGGACCAUAUUUCUUGUGUGUCUUUCCCCGUGAAGAGGGACGAUGUAAAGUUAGGUAGUAGAGACGAUGACGAAAACUCUUCGGGCUGCACUCAACCUAGUAAGGUCUUCAGGCAAGCUCAACCAUAUAUCGAAGAUCGAAAGAGCGGGAAAUACCCGGAAGUGAAUCCAAAAUCGAACGACGAGGAACAUCUAAAUGCUGAUAAUAGUAAGAACAGUUUGAAGCACCAAAGGUCUCUCAAAGAUUACCCUUUCAAGAAACGGAAGCUCUACGAUUGUAGUAGCUCAGUGUCCAUUUCUGAUGUAGGGAUAAGGAACGACGGGAUAUGUAGUUGUCCUUCUAAACGCUACAAUGGAGAUGAUGCUUCCAGUUAUACUCUAACUUUACCAUCAGCUCACCCUGUAGCCGGGACUUCGAGCUCUGCAGCAGGCGAAAGUUCAUCCUUUCGAUCGGGUGAUUCCCAGGUGAAGCUGAGAAUUAAGUCUUUCAGAAUUCCCGAGCUUUUUAUUGAGAUUCCAGAAACUGCAACUGUUGGUUCUUUAAAGAGGACAGUCAUGGAGGCGGUGACAACAAUUCUUGGCGGUGGACUACGUGUUGGGGUACUCUUUCAGGGCAAGAAGGUUAGAGACGAUAGCAAAACGUUACUACAAACCGGGAUUUGUCACGAUAACAAGCUCAAUGCUGUGGGUUUCACCCUCGAGCCCAAUCCUUCUCAAGAUCCCCCGCCACCCAUGUGCCCUAAAGAGCAUCCUUAUCUACUUUCUCGUGACUCGCCUCAACCACUAUCAAGGUAUCCAUCUUCGCCCAGCGUGAUUCAUAAUGCAGUGCAACGGGGACCGAAUUCUGCUCUUCCUAAUCCUCGGGGAACCAGUAGUGUGAUCAAUUUCUUCGAGAGUGACCACGAUUCAGCUCCAUCCCCCCCUCCCGACAUCUUGUUGAAUAAAAGUGCAGCAGAUUCAAGAGCCCUGGUUGCAGUUCCCUCGGGGAAUGCAGAACCCCCCUCUGUGGCACCAGCAAGGAAACCAAAGCGAUCCGAGACAGCACAACGAAGAAUUCGCCGCCCUUUCUCCGUUUCUGAAGUGGAAGCACUUGUUCAAGCUGUUGAGAAGCUUGGAACUGGAAGGUGGCGUGACGUUAAGAUGCGAGCCUUUGAUAACGCCAAACACAGAACUUAUGUUGAUCUGAAGGACAAGUGGAAGACACUGGUGCAUACUGCAAGAAUAUCCCCUCAGCAAAGGAGAGGUGAACCGGUGCCACAGGAGCUACUGGACCGGGUUCUGGCUGCCCAUGCCUACUGGUCUCAACAGCAAACCAAGCAACAGAUGAAACACCACUCUGCAACUUGCUUUCUACUCUAAGAUUAAGCGAGCUCGUUAUACAAGGUCUUCUUAGUACAGUUUACUUCUCCCGUGAAUUUACAGGAGCAGGAUUUAUCCAGUAUACAUUUUCGGGUAUUCUUACCCGAAAAAGAGAGCUGGCUGCACUUGUGGAGAAAUAAAAGUAGAUAAACAUUUUGAGAUUGUUGUUGUUGUUGUUGGUUUUUUUUCUGUUUCUUUUUCUUUUCAUUUUUUUCAUUAAUUCUUUUUGUUUUACACGAAAAUUAUUAUAGAAAAGGCAUGGCUGGGAAAAGGGUCACUUCUGUAAAUGUUUGGUGAAAUAAGUGGUUGGUAACAUUUUUUUUUUUUUUAUUUUUAACCAAUAAUUUUGAUUACUUUGAGAUUGAAUUAUUAUCAAACUUU
Ipomoea nil (Japanese morning glory) is the source of this 2875-nucleotide messenger RNA. RefSeq names its product telomere repeat-binding protein 5-like. The transcript has 10 exons. Bases 458 to 2494 code for a protein of 678 amino acids. NCBI's taxonomy places the organism in Eukaryota, Viridiplantae, Streptophyta, Magnoliopsida, Solanales, Convolvulaceae. The record is from RefSeq and is a predicted model, not a curated record.